GGCUGCAUCUUGACGACAGAGCCGUAAUUAGCCGGGACACUGAUACUGGACGAAAUUUAAAGCGAAUGGAAGCUGUUCCCUGUCCACGCGGAGAAGCGAGGUUCUGGGGUGGCACAGAGAAGCGGCCGAGCCUGGUCUGAUAUCGUCAUUGGGCUGUCAUUACUUGCUCCUCCACCGUUUGACUCGCACUGUGUUCGCUGAUCGGCUGCAAUUUCAUGAGGGGUUCGCUGCGCAAGGAAACAGCAGAAGAGGGGUCCGUGGGGGUUCCCUCCUCCCUGAGCCGCGAGGAGCCGUGGUCAGUCUUUUUGAGCAGAGGAGCUUAUAAUUCGAGCAGAGAUUCUGCUAUGCUUCCCUCCGUUGUCCCCCGUUCUUCUCUUCAACAUUCUCCGAAACCGACCGCUGUCUUACCAAGACGACAAGAUAUCCACCCAGAACAGUUACAGAAACUGACGUAACUCCGUCUGAUAAUCCCGAACCAUGGCUCCGACCGCAGUGUCUCCCACCCAGCAGCACGCCCAGCUUGCCUUUUCUGCGGGCAAGAAGGCCGCCGUCGAUGAGCGUGCUGGCGAGGGCCUGACCAAGCCGCUGGCCGACAUGAUGGGCAACUGGGAGAACUUCUCGUUCGCUCCGAUCCGAGAGAGCACCGUCUCUCGCGCCAUGACGCGCCGUUACUUCGCCGACCUGGACCAACACGCCGAAUCCGACAUCGUCAUCAUCGGCGCCGGUUCGUGCGGCCUGUCGGCGGCGUACACGCUGGGCCGGCUGCGGCCGGACCUGCGGAUCACGCUGAUCGAGGCGGGCGUGGCCCCCGGCGGCGGCGCGUGGCUGGGCGGGCAGCUCUUCAGCGCCAUGGUGCUGCGCAAGCCGGCCGACGCGUUCCUGCGCGAGGUCGGCGUGCCGUACGAGGACGAGGGCGACUUCGUCGUCGUCAAGCACGCCGCCCUCUUCACCAGCACCGUGUUGAGCAAGGUGCUGGCCAUGGACAACGUGAAGCUGUUCAACGCCACGGCCGUCGAGGACCUGAUCACGCGGCCGCACCACGACGAUGACGACGCCGAGGGCGAGGGCGGCGCCGGCGUCCGCAUCGCCGGCGUGGUGACCAACUGGACGCUCGUGUCGAUGCACCACGACGACCAGAGCUGCAUGGACCCCAACACGAUCAACGCGCCCGUGGUGAUCUCGACGACGGGCCACGACGGGCCCUUCGGCGCCUUCUCGGUCAAGCGGCUCGUCAGCAUGAAGCAGCUGCGCCAGCUCGAGGGCAUGCGCGGGCUGGACAUGCUGCGCGCCGAGGACGCCAUCGUCAGGAACACGCGCGAGAUCGUCCCCGGCCUGAUCGUCGGCGGCAUGGAGCUGUCCGAGAUCGACGGCGCGAACCGCAUGGGUCCCACGUUUGGCGCCAUGGCGCUCAGCGGCGUCAAGGCGGCCGAGGAGGCCCUCCGCGUGUUCGACCUCCGCAAGAAGCAGAACGAGCUGUGAGGGAGCCGAGCCGAGCCGAGCCGGGCAGAGUUGGAAGGAAGUGUUGCACAUGACGGGUCUCUUCACUCGACGGUCUCUUUAAGGGGGAAUUUUCUGCCAACAAGGACGCUCCUUGAAUCUAGUCUAGUUUGACACGCGCAGUAACUGGCAAUCU
Messenger RNA from Thermothielavioides terrestris NRRL 8126, 1633 nucleotides. RefSeq lists its product as uncharacterized. NCBI's taxonomy places the organism in Eukaryota, Fungi, Ascomycota, Sordariomycetes, Sordariales, Chaetomiaceae. The record is from RefSeq and is a predicted model, not a curated record. Gene Ontology annotation, biological process: thiamine biosynthetic process. The transcript is spliced from 5 exons. The coding region runs from base 478 to 1479 and encodes 333 amino acids.